UACACAGGAAGUCAGGGACAUUUUUCCCCUUAUAGAAGCGUUUUGGCCGGUUUAUUUGCGUUAGGUUUUAACAAUUAGUGUUACAAAUAUAUUAUCUAGUUUCUGUUUAAUGUGUAUUAGAUAAAAUACAGCCCUCAAUAUGUUGAUUAAGGUUAAGACACUCACAGGCAAAGAAAUAGAAAUUGACAUCGAGCCUACAGACAAGGUGGAGAGAAUCAAAGAGAGGGUGGAAGAAAAGGAGGGGAUCCCUCCACAACAGCAAAGACUCAUUUAUAGCGGAAAACAAAUGAAUGAUGAGAAGACUGCUGCUGACUACAAGAUCCAGGGAGGAUCUGUCCUGCAUUUAGUUCUUGCUCUCCGAGGAGGGCAAAACCUGCAUUAGCCCUGCAGUCACCCAGUGUCUUUCCUCUAAUCUAUUCUGUGAAGACUGUAAAUAGUAGAAAUCUGUGUUAUCAUGUACGUCAAAACAGCAGAUUUGCCAGGAGGCUCUGGUGGUUAAAGCCAAAAGUGGACAUUUGGCUUUGCAUAAAUCAUGUUAGUGUGAUCACAGCUGCUUGGGAUUGAGUUAACACAUGCAGAUGCAUUCUGUUUACAACAGUUUACAACUUAAAUGUUUGUUCAUGUUGAAGUUUGUUUCUGCACUUUUCAUUCGGCAGUAUAUGACGGUAUAAAAUGUGCACUUAAAAACACAUUUGCUUAAGUUUUAAGGUGUAACUGCUCCCUUAUAAGGGCUCAUAAAGACAAUUAGUUUGCUUUUUAAAAAAUAAAUAAAUUCAACUCGUUCUCCUCAUCCAGAUCUUGACAGUUAUUUUAGUGUUGUACAUUUUAUUAAUGUUUAAAAAAAUAUAUUUUUUUCAUUUAGUUACUUUGUCAUUUGUGUUUUUGUUUUUUAAAUGCCUAUACAGUUAUUAAUUUUCAUAUUCAAGUUCAACAAAAGAAAUUAAGAAGUGUUGCUAUGGCAACCGGUUCAAAUGAAUAAGUUUAUUAUUUUUUUUAAAUAUUUUAUUUCAGUUAAAGUUAUUUAUUUCAAGGAACAAAAGUAUUUUUAGUAUAAUAAUUAUGACCCUGGCUCUUGGAACACAAUAAACGAUAUUGUAUCCUAAAAGAGAUGCUGACUAAACCAUCUUCCUAAAACUCAUUUCUUGAACGCAGUGCAUUAUACCGUAUAUAUGAUUUAUUGUAAUUUGUUUGAAUGAAAGAAGAAUAAACAAUGGAUAUCUCUGGUUUCACACACACAA
Messenger RNA from Onychostoma macrolepis, 1238 nucleotides. RefSeq names its product NEDD8 ubiquitin like modifier, like (gene nedd8l). The record is from RefSeq and is a predicted model, not a curated record. Gene Ontology annotation, biological process: regulation of proteolysis; modification-dependent protein catabolic process; protein neddylation. Lineage: Eukaryota; Metazoa; Chordata; Actinopteri; Cypriniformes; Cyprinidae. The transcript has 4 exons. The coding region runs from base 140 to 382 and encodes 80 amino acids. Gene Ontology annotation, molecular function: protein tag activity; ubiquitin protein ligase binding. Gene Ontology annotation, cellular component: nucleus; cytoplasm.